CAUUCAAAACCAACUUUAUUGCUUCCAAGGCAAGUUCCACUGGUGCAAAUGCCCUUGUCAGUGGAAUUCGCUUUCAAGUAGAGCAAAAUAUUUAGUGAAGUUGAGGUUUUUUUUUUCCACAGUUUUGCACUUUUUAGCAUACUGUUGCUUUUAUGACCAUGGCUGCCAAGAUUUUGCCUGUAGUCAAGUUUGCCACAAAAGUGACCAUUGCUGGAGGAGCCCUAUAUGUGGCACAUGAUUCGGGACUUCUUGGAGGUAGCGAGGAGGGAUCUGUUGCCUUGGGCCGAGCUAAAGCAGCCAUCCCACCAGCUGUGGAGGAGUGGAUGAAGUACUUUGGCUUUGAGCUUCCAGCCACGCCCAAAAUUGAGUUCUCCCCACUGAACGCAUGGAACUCAGGGGUCCAGAAGUCUAUUCACGCUCUAUCGGUUGCUCCAUCCACAAUUAAUGACUACACCAAACAAGGCCUGCAAUAUGUUAAAAACCAUUUAAAAUGAGCAUUUAGACCUUACAAGACGCACAUCAAGAAGCUUUUUCACCCUCAUAUACGCCAGACUGAAUUCCAUUUAAGUUUUGAGGAACAACAUUCAGAGUUUGUAAAAUUCAAAUACGAAUAUUGCAAUGGUAUACAUGUUCACUUGUUUUACGCAUGCGCUUUUCAGUUCCAGAAAAAACUGAAACGUAGUUUUGAGAUAAAUCCAAAUUUAAAGAUAAUAAUACAAGAGUGUUCUAUAUGUAUAGUGUUGUUGGACUUAUUUAUUUGAGGAAUUGGUUUGUUCUGGCAUUGGCUCACCAAAAUUCACCUUUCAUAUAGGCACAAAUGUAUUUUUUUGUAUAGUUUAUAAUCCCGUGUUGCUGUGUCUAAUUUAAAAUAAAUCAUGUCAAAUAUUUUGAUGGA
Messenger RNA from Pimephales promelas (fathead minnow), 895 nucleotides. It is a transcript of the gene micos13, whose product is annotated as mitochondrial contact site and cristae organizing system subunit 13. The record is from RefSeq and is a predicted model, not a curated record. Gene Ontology annotation, cellular component: mitochondrial crista junction; MICOS complex. Gene Ontology annotation, biological process: cristae formation. Lineage: Eukaryota; Metazoa; Chordata; Actinopteri; Cypriniformes; Leuciscidae.